AUAUAUUCUAUAUAUUCGGUAAAAAUCUUUGUUAUGUUCAAACAAUAUAAAAACCGACUAAAAUCGAACUCGAAAAAAAUUCACUUUAAAAUAUUAAAAUUUCGUACAUAUUGCAAUAACGUUAAUAACGCAAUUUCUGAUCAGCAACUCAUGAUGUCAAACACUAUCUCCAAUCAGCAACCCAAUGUCUCUUCGCUUAAUCAUGAUCAGCAAUACCAGCAGCCCACAUCUAUUCGCCAGCAGCAAUAUGAUGCCAACUAUGCAAACUAUGCUAACUAUGCUAACUAUCAACAAUGUAAUAAUCAAAAAUCCUCCAUUUCUAACUACUAUAGCAAUAACGACAUUAUCUCCCCCGAUCAGCAACUCAAUGCUGCAUCACCUAAUCAUAAUCAGCAAUAUCAGCAGCCCAAUGUCCCUUCACCUAAUCACCAGCAGCAAUAUGAUAAUGCCAUUUCUAACUAUAGCGAUAACAUAACUAACUCUCCUGAUAAGCAACCCAAUGUUUCUUCACCUAGUCAUAAUCAGCAAUAUCAUCAACAUAGUGUUGCUUCACCUAAUCAUCAGCAGCAAUAUGAUGCUAGCUACCAACAAUACAUUUAUCAAACCGCCAUCUCUAACAACACUGAUUCUAUCAUUCCUGGUCAUAAUCACCAUCAACAACCCAGCAAUAAUAAUAAUCCCGAUUCAAACAAUACUAAUCACAACAAUAAUCAGCAAUCUUCGUCUGCUGAUAUACCUCCUUUGUCGCUUAACAUUACCAUUAAUUCUCCUCAGACAAAUUUUAUUAUUAUACCUAGUUCGGAUAUGAUUCAGCAAGUACUUGCUUGUUUGAAUAAUUCUUCUUCAGGAUUUCAACGGUAAAAUUUUGUAUAACCAUGUAAUAUUCUAUUCUUUAUUUAUUCUUUAUUUCUUUAUAUUCUGACAUAAUUAGUAGUUGUUACAGUAGAAAUAUUUAGUGAAAAUAAACUGUAU
Rhizophagus irregularis DAOM 181602=DAOM 197198 is the source of this 972-nucleotide messenger RNA. RefSeq lists its product as uncharacterized. NCBI's taxonomy places the organism in Eukaryota, Fungi, Glomeromycota, Glomeromycetes, Glomerales, Glomeraceae. The record is from RefSeq and is a predicted model, not a curated record.